GAAUAAUUAACUUAAUUGGACUGUCUUGUUUGGGGAUGCAUUUACUCUUAGGCAAGUCAAUAACAUUCUGGAAUUGAGACACACUGUUUCCAGACACCACUGGCCAGUCCCAACAUGGAGCAUAAGGAAGUGGUCCUUCUGCUUCUUUUAUUUCUGAAAUCAGGUCAAGGAGAGCCACUGGAUGACUAUGUGAAUACCCAGGGGGCCUCACUGUUCAGUGGCACUAAGAGACAGCUUGGAGCAGAGAGUGUAGACGAAUGUGCAGCAAAAUGUGAGGAGGAAAAGGAAUUCAUCUGCAGGUCAUUCCAAUAUCAUAGUAAAUGGCAACAAUGUGUGAUAAUGGCUGAAAACAGCAAGUCUUCCUCCAUUAUUAGGAUGAGAGAUGUUGUUUUAUUUGAAAAGAAAAUGUAUCUUUCAGAGUGCAAGACUGGGAACGGAAAGAGUUACAGAGGGACCAUGUCCAAAACCAAGAGAGGCAUCCCCUGCCAAAGAUGGAAUGCCACCUUCCCCCACAAACCUAACUUCUCACCUAGUACACACCCCAAUGAAGGCCUGGAGAGGAACUACUGCAGGAAUCCCGACAAUGACGAGCAGGGGCCCUGGUGCUACACGACUGACCCAGAACAGAGAUUCGACUACUGCGACAUUCCCGAAUGCGAAGAUGAAUGUAUGCAUUGCAGCGGAGAAAAUUACGAAGGGAAAAUUUCCAAGACCAUGUCUGGACUGGAAUGCCAGGCCUGGGACUCUCAGAGUCCACAUGCUCAUGGAUACAUUCCUUCCAAAUUUCCCAACAAGAACUUGAAGAUGAAUUACUGCCGUAACCCUGAUGGGGAACCCCGCCCUUGGUGUUUUACCACCAAUCCCAACAAGCGCUGGGAGCUCUGUGACAUUCCCCGCUGCACAACACCCCCUCCACUUUCUGGUCCAACCUACCAAUGUCUGAAGGGAAGAGGUGAAAACUAUCGCGGGACAGUGGCCGUCACUGUGUCCGGGCACACGUGUCAGCGCUGGAAUGAACAGACCCCUCACACACACAACAGGACACCAGAAAACUUCCCCUGCAAAAAUUUGGAUGAAAACUACUGUCGUAACCCAGAUGGAGAAAAGGCCCCAUGGUGCUACACAACCAACAGUGAAGUGAGGUGGGAGUACUGUAAGAUACCAUCCUGUGAUUCCUCCCAGUUAUCCACAGAACAGUUGGAUGCCUCAGCACCACCUGAACAAACCCCUGUGGUCCAGGAGUGCUACCAUGGUAACGGACAGAGCUAUCGAGGCACAUCCUCCACCACUAUCACAGGAAAGAAGUGUCAAUCUUGGUCAUCUAUGAGACCCCACUGGCAUGACAAGACUGCAGAAAAUUACCCAAAUGCUGGCUUAGAAAUGAACUACUGCAGGAAUCCUGACGGUGAUAAUGGCCCUUGGUGUUACACCACUGACCCAAGCGUCAGGUGGGAGUACUGUAACCUGAAGAAAUGCUCAGAAACAGAAGGCAGUGUCGCAGGGCCUCCGACGGUACCCCAGGCUCCAAGCAUGGAGGCUCCUUCUGAGGAGGACUGUAUGUUCGGGAACGGUAAAAAAUAUCGGGGCAAGAGGGCGACCACAGUCACAGGGACUCCAUGCCAGGAAUGGGCUGCCCAGGAGCCCCACAGACACAGCAUUUUCACUCCAAUGACAAACCCACGGGCGGGUCUGGAAAAAAACUACUGCCGAAAUCCUGAUGGUGAUGUCAAUGGUCCCUGGUGCUACACGAUGAACCCAAGAAAACUUUUUGAUUAUUGUGACGUCCCUCAGUGUGCGAUCUCUUCCUUUGAAUGCGGAAAGCCUCAAGUGGAGCCCAAGAAAUGUCCUGGAAGAGUGGUAGGUGGGUGUGUAGCCCACCCACACUCCUGGCCCUGGCAAGUCAGUCUCAGAACGAGAUCUGGAAGGCACUUCUGUGGAGGCACUUUGAUAUCCCCGGAGUGGGUGCUGACUGCAGCACACUGCUUGGAGAAGUCCUCGAUUCCUGCGUACUACAAGGUCAUCCUGGGUGCACACCAAGAAGUGAGACUUGAAUCAGAUGUCCAGAAAAUAGAAGUGGCUAAGUUGUUCUUGGAGCCCUCAAGAGCAGACAUCGCCUUGCUGAAGCUGGAUAGUCCUGCCGUCGUCAGUGACAAAGUCAUUCCAGCUUGUCUGCCACCCUCAAAUUAUGUGGUCGCUGACCGGACGGUAUGUUUCAUCACUGGCUGGGGAGAUACCCAAGGCACCUUUGGCGCUGGCCUUCUCAAGGAAGCCCAGCUCCCUGUGAUUGAGAAUAAAGUUUGUAAUCGCUAUGAGUAUCUGAAUGGAAGAGUCAAAUCCACAGAACUUUGUGCUGGGCAUUUGGCCGGGGGCACAGACAGCUGCCAGGGUGACAGCGGAGGACCCCUGGUUUGCUUCGAGAAGGACAAAUACAUUUUGCAAGGAGUCACUUCUUGGGGUCUUGGCUGUGCACGCCCCAAUAAGCCUGGUGUCUAUGUCCGUGUUUCAAGGUUUGUUACUUGGAUUGAAGGAGUGAUGAAAAAUAAUUAACUGGAUGGGAGACAAAGGAAAGCAUCAACUUGUCUAGCAGUAAGAGCGUGGGCAGGGAACUUGGC
Carlito syrichta (Philippine tarsier) is the source of this 2612-nucleotide messenger RNA. RefSeq names its product plasminogen (gene PLG). Gene Ontology annotation, molecular function: signaling receptor binding; serine-type endopeptidase activity. Gene Ontology annotation, cellular component: extrinsic component of plasma membrane. The record is from RefSeq and is a predicted model, not a curated record. Gene Ontology annotation, biological process: proteolysis. The transcript has 19 exons. The coding region runs from base 115 to 2547 and encodes 810 amino acids. NCBI's taxonomy places the organism in Eukaryota, Metazoa, Chordata, Mammalia, Primates, Tarsiidae.